AUGGCACUACUGCGAAGUCUGCUAAACCAGAUCGGCAAGAGAGCUGUCUUACAGGCGUGUAGAAAUGACUGCGUUCUUCCAGUUAACGCUUGCUAUCAGUUCUAUUCAACUGCAGGUAACUUGUGUCAGUAUGAAAACAUCAAGGUGGAAAAAAGGGGGGAAAAGAAGAAUGUGGUUCUCAUCCAGCUGAACAGGCCCAAAGCUCUGAAUGCUUUGUGUGGGCCUCUGAUUGCUGACAUCAAUACUGCUCUGGCUGAUGCUGAAGCGGACAAGGAUGUGGGAGCCAUUGUCAUAACUGGCAAUGAAAAAGCUUUUGCAGCUGGAGCAGAUAUCAAGGAAAUGCAACAGAUUGACACAUUUGCCGAAGUUUACAACCAGAACUUUCUCUGUCACUGGGACAACAUAACCAGAUGUCGCAAACCUGUACUAGCAGCAGUCAAUGGAUAUGCUCUGGGAGGAGGCUGUGAACUGGCCAUGAUGUGCGAUAUCAUUUACGCGGGGGAAAAAGCUCAGUUUGGGCAGCCAGAAAUUGCUUUAGGCACAAUUCCAGGCGCUGGAGGUACACAGAGACUAACUAGAGCCAUUGGCAAGUCAAAGGCAAUGGAAAUGGUUCUCACUGGAGACAGGAUAUCAGCCCAGGAAGCAGAGAAAGCAGGACUAGUCAGUAAAGUGUUUCCCCCAGACCAGCUUGUUGACCAGACAAUAAAAACUGCAGAGAAAAUCGCCGGCUUCUCCAAGACCAUAGUUGCCAUGUGUAAAGAAAGCGUCAAUAAUGGAUUUGACAUGACUUUGACACAAGGACUUCAUUUUGAAAAGAGACUUUUCCAUGCUACGUUUGGAACGCAUGACAGGAAAGAAGGCAUGACAGCAUUUGCAGAAAAACGUCAACCAGUCUUUAAGGACUCUUAA
This is a messenger RNA of Candidula unifasciata, 909 nucleotides long. NCBI's taxonomy places the organism in Eukaryota, Metazoa, Mollusca, Gastropoda, Stylommatophora, Geomitridae. The record is from the annotation of a GenBank genome assembly.